AUGCAAAACGAAGUUAUCGAAAAAACAGUGGUCUUCGAAAUACCACUUCCUGAUAAUGAAGGCUGCCAUGAAUGCUCUUAUCUAGAGCUUUUGCAGCAGCACCUGGAAUCAAUUAGCAAUGAAAAACCACAGGACGAUCCUUUUGCAUCCAAAGAUGCAGUGGAGGAAAAGAAGCUUUCAGAACUUGCUAAGGCACUGGAGAGGAAAUAUGGAACUAUGGUCACCAUGAAAAAUAGUGAAAAGCAGAAACGAGUUCGUAUCGAUGACUUUCUGAAUCCGGGAGAUGGGUACGAUACCCAAGAUUCUUUUAUUGAUGACUCAGAAGCCAUUGAUGUUUUCGUGGCUCCAAACAUUUCGACCAAGUUUGGUGGAUAUUUUGUACAUCAAGGAAUUGUAGAAGGACUUGAAGACCAGAGUGCUAAGAUCGAAGCAUCUUGGAAUGCAAGGAUAUUGACGAACACUAGUUCCUCCCAGAACGCUAUGCGAAAGAAAAAUAAAUCCAAGGAACUUCUGGAUAAGGCUGUAAAGCGCUUGUCAACAGCUAAUGCUUUCAAGCCGAAGCUGUUCUGUUCAGAAUCCCGAAGUCAAAUGCGCAACUUGGAUUCGGUGUUUGAUGAAGUUUUGUCCUCACCGAAGGUGAUCACACAAGGUGAUACUGCGAAAGAUAUGGACAACUGUCAAAAUUUGAUUGACAAAUGUGAUACUGUACCUACCACUUCCCACACAAAACUGACACAUGACUCGGGAAAACCUAAACCUCUUCCUGAAAACUUGCCAUCGGAGAUAAUAACGUGUCUGAACAACCUAACAGAGUUGAACAAAUAUGGGACACAACAGCGUCGUACAAUGGGGAAGCCUUUUGAUACAGAGUUGUUAAAAUUAGAUAUAAAAUUAAAAGAAUUAAUUUCAAAUCAAUCAGUCAGGUCAGAUGUGUUCAGUUACUUGGAAAGUCAUCUGCAGCUGAAGCACAAAGCUGUGAUGCGUAGACUGAAAAAAUUGAAGGAAGACAAACAGGAACAGAGAAUGCAUCCAUUGUUAGACUCACUUGGAGAAGCUAUUUCAUCGUCUAUGCCUCCGAUUGUUGAAAGUUAUGCGAAAGACAAAGAGGUUCACUUGGAACGCGUUAAAGCCUGGCAAACAGAAAAUUUGCAGAAUGGUUUGGAUUUACCAGAUUGUCAGGGUGCUAAUGGUUCAAUCGAUGGUAACUUGUCCAAACGACCUUCGAAACCUGGUCCUCCCAAAAAAAUCUAUCGCUGGAAUUCUGAAUGCCGGCAACUUUUCGAGAAAAUCAUUCUUUGUCGACUUGAAAGUUAUAAACUGUUGAAUAUAAAAGGCUCCGCUGAAGACUAUCUUAGACGUCUGUUUCCAACUUUAAUACAACUUUGGCCUGAUGGCUGGAUGACUAACGCUGCUCUAUGGCGUACUGCUUUACCAAUCUUCCAGAAAUUUUGCAGUGAUCAUGGUUUAUGCAACAAUACAUCAACGUCUCAGUCAACUACGAAAACUUCAACUAACAAUAACUUGAUGAACACAAACAAUAGUAAAAAUUCCGUCUCAUCAUCUACGAACUCGACACCUUUGGCUGACUCCAGUGUUUUAUCACAAAAUUCGCCAGUUGUCAUUGUGCCUAAUAUUUCUAAUAUUUCAGCAUCGACUGUGGCUAAAACAGUUCCAAAAGUAACUACUUCUGUCGUAUCAAACAACAGUCCUCGUACAAGCCUAUCGGUUGUUUGCAGCCCUAAAUCUGGUUCGCAUCCAAUCUCCGUUACAAAACACUGCCAGUUGUCUCCUACAGUACAGUCAACUUCGCAAUCAGCAAACCGGUCUAACUUCCGAAUUACUUCAUCUACAGUUAAUCAAAGUUCAAAUAGCUUAAAACCUACUAAUAAAGCCCCAGUUACCGUUUGCAUAGACACUGGGUCAUCUCGCCUGUCGUAUGUACUUCAGUCCACAGCGGGGUCUUUAUCAUCAAACUCAUUAGUAGUCUCUCUAGCAUCCUCAGUAUCACAGGCCUCACAACUCACUCGCACACCUAUUUUGCAAAAUGAAGCUGUGCUUGGUCGAACUGCUAAUUCAACCUUACCUCUGCGUCUUGUUUCAUCCAGUUCUACAAAUCCAACAUCGUCUGUUUUAGUAUCUAAGGCAAUACAGCUCAGUUCUGAAUUUGGAAAGCCCUUGGUCAACACAAUUGCUCUAAAGAGACAAUCCUAUCCGCAGACCCAAUAUUCCCAACAGGCGCCAAAUAAUCAAGUUAGGUGCAAUGAUAUAGGAAAAUCAUUAAUUUCUGUCAGUGAUAGUUUACCGAAAUCUAGUCCGUCACAACCACCGAAUUUCUCUCAUGAUUCAAAUAAAUUCAGUCAACCGUCGGCUUACCAGUCUGCAGCCGUCGCUUUAUCUAACCAACAAAUCGACCAACUACAACAUCGAGCGUUAUCUAGCACUGGUCGAGUUGGAUUAAAUUUGAAUGCAACUCUGAAUGCAGCAGCAGCUCUUCUCUUCCCUCCACAACCACCUCCUGCUCACCAGUCCAAGUGUCCUAACUUAUCCCCUCAAAAAGAGCUCCUUGUGGAAAGAAACACUGUUCUAACAAUUAAAGUGAACUUGAACGUUCCAAUGAAAACUAAUUUGUGA
This is a messenger RNA of Heterobilharzia americana, 2631 nucleotides long. The record is from the annotation of a GenBank genome assembly. NCBI's taxonomy places the organism in Eukaryota, Metazoa, Platyhelminthes, Trematoda, Strigeidida, Schistosomatidae.